UCAUCCUGACGGACGAGGAGGUCCAGAGGAAGCGCGAGAUGAUCCUGAAGCGCAAGGAGGAGGAGGCGCUGAAGGAGAGCCUGAAGCCCAAGCUGUCGGAGGAGCAGCAGAAAGUCAUCGACAUCCUCCUCGAGGCUCACCGCAAGACCUACGACCCCACCUACGCCGACUUCACCAAAUUUCGGCCCCCGGUGAGAAGCAACCCCAGCAACAGGGCGGCUGCCAGGUCCUCCUCCAUCCUCACCCAGGACUUCUCCUCAGAGGACUCCACCGACCUCUUUGGCUCCGACGCCUUCACCGCGUUCCCAGAGUCCGUGGAGCCGCAGAUGUUUUCCAACCUGGUCCUGUCCGAGGAGAACGACGAGAGCUCCUCCAUGAACAUCGAAUUCUCUCACCUCUCCAUGCUCCCACACUUGGCCGACCUGGUCAGCUACAGCAUUCAGAAGGUGAUCGGCUUUGCCAAAAUGAUCCCAGGAUUCAGGGACUUGGCUGCCGAGGACCAGAUCGCGCUGCUGAAAUCCAGCGCCAUCGAGGUGAUCAUGCUGCGCUCCAACCAGUCCUUCACCCUGGAGGACAUGACGUGGACCUGCGGCAGCAAUGACUUCAAGUACCGGAUCAGCGACGUCACCCAAGCUGGCCACAGCAUGGACCUGCUGGAGCCACUCGUGAAAUUCCAGGUUGGUUUGAAGAAGCUGAACCUUCACGAGGAAGAGCACGUCCUCCUCAUGGCCAUCUGCAUCCUGUCCCCAGGUAGGAGCGCGCUCGUGCCCCAUG
Molecule: messenger RNA, 774 nt
Organism: Mesitornis unicolor (brown roatelo)
Lineage: Eukaryota; Metazoa; Chordata; Aves; Mesitornithiformes; Mesitornithidae
Gene: VDR
Product: vitamin D (1,25- dihydroxyvitamin D3) receptor
Exons: 5
Biological process (GO): cell differentiation; positive regulation of transcription by RNA polymerase II; multicellular organism development
Cellular component (GO): nucleus
Molecular function (GO): nuclear receptor activity; vitamin D response element binding
Source: RefSeq, a predicted model, not a curated record